AGUCUCAACCUUUGUCGCUGCAUUUUGUUUCUCUCGUUUUUUCUUCGAUUUGCUUCUUUUUCUUCGCGGCUCAGGUUACUCGUUUUUGUCAGCCAUGGCGAUUCCUUUCAUGGAAACCGUCGUUGGUUUUAUGAUAGUGAUGUACAUUUUUGAGACUUAUUUGGAUCUGAGGCAACUCACUGCUCUCAAGCUUCCAACUCUCCCGAAAACUUUGGUUGGAGUGAUUAGCCAAGAGAAGUUUGAGAAAUCACGAGCAUACAGUCUUGACAAAAGCUACUUUCACUUUGUUCAUGAGUUUGUGACUAUACUUAUGGACUCAGCAAUUUUGUUCUUUGGGAUCUUGCCUUGGUUUUGGAAGAUAUCUGGAGCUGUUCUACCGAGGCUGGGCCUCGAUCCAGAGAAUGAAAUACUGCAUACUCUUUCGUUCUUGGCUGGUGUUAUGACAUGGUCACAGAUCACUGAUUUGCCAUUUUCUUUGUACUCAACUUUCGUGAUUGAGUCUCGGCAUGGAUUCAACAAACAAACAAUAUGGAUGUUCAUUAGGGACAUGAUCAAAGGAACACUUCUCUCUGUCAUACUAGGCCCACCCAUUGUUGCAGCGAUAAUUUUUAUAGUCCAGAAAGGAGGUCCUUAUCUUGCCAUCUACCUGUGGGCAUUCAUGUUUAUUCUGUCUCUAGUGAUGAUGACUAUAUACCCAGUCUUGAUAGCACCGCUUUUCAACAAGUUCACUCCUCUUCCAGAUGGAGACCUCCGGGAGAAAAUUGAGAAACUUGCUUCUUCUCUAAAGUUUCCUCUGAAGAAGCUGUUUGUAGUUGAUGGAUCUACAAGGUCAAGCCAUAGCAAUGCUUACAUGUAUGGUUUCUUCAAGAACAAAAGGAUUGUCCUUUAUGAUACAUUGAUUCAGCAGUGCAAGAAUGAGGAUGAAAUUGUGGCUGUUAUUGCACACGAGCUUGGACAUUGGAAACUGAAUCACACUACGUACUCGUUCAUUGCAGUUCAAAUCCUUGCCUUCUUGCAAUUUGGUGGAUACACUCUUGUCAGAAACUCCACUGAUCUCUUCAGGAGUUUUGGAUUUGACACACAGCCGGUCCUCAUUGGUUUGAUCAUAUUUCAGCACACUGUAAUACCACUACAACAUCUAGUAAGCUUUGGCCUCAACCUUGUUAGUCGAGCGUUUGAGUUUCAGGCUGAUGCUUUUGCUGUAAAGCUUGGCUAUGCAAAAGAUCUUCGUCCUGCUCUAGUGAAAUUACAGGUGAGAGAAGACAAGAACAGAAACAAAGAAUGUUUCUUCGAUUUUUGCCUGCAUUACUUAAAAAGUUUUCCUGUUUGGGAUUUGCAGGAAGAGAACUUAUCAGCAAUGAACACUGAUCCAUUGUACUCGGCUUACCACUACUCACAUCCUCCUCUUGUUGAAAGGCUUCGAGCCAUCGAUGGAGAUGAGAAGAAGACUGAUUAAGUCCGUAUAUUUCCGGUCUCUUGUACGGACAAAUGACUUUUAAGGUGAAAAUUAAACCCAAAAAAAAAAAAAGUGAAAAACAAUAUAGGGACAGGCCUCUUUUGUUUGCUCUUACUUUUACAAUGGGUUUUUCUUAGUUACUACUACUAGUUUUGUGUGUUUUAAAGGUGGAACCACUCACUGUUCGAUAUGAUCCAUUCCAACCCAUCAUCAACCAUUUUUUUUCCCCUCGGAGUAUAGAGUAAAAAGUGGUUUCGAAAGUGACA
Molecule: messenger RNA, 1722 nt
Organism: Capsella rubella
Lineage: Eukaryota; Viridiplantae; Streptophyta; Magnoliopsida; Brassicales; Brassicaceae
Product: CAAX prenyl protease 1 homolog
Exons: 13
Coding region: 95-1456 (453 amino acids)
Biological process (GO): CAAX-box protein processing
Cellular component (GO): endoplasmic reticulum membrane
Molecular function (GO): metalloendopeptidase activity
Source: RefSeq, a predicted model, not a curated record